Molecule: messenger RNA, 966 nt
Organism: Acanthosepion pharaonis
Lineage: Eukaryota; Metazoa; Mollusca; Cephalopoda; Sepiida; Sepiidae
Source: the annotation of a GenBank genome assembly
AUGUCUGAUUUAAUCUCUCUCUCUCUCUCUCUCUCUCUCUCUAUCUAUCUAUCUAUCUAUCUAUCUAUCUCUCUCUAUAUAUAUAUAUUUUAUAAGCCCAUCUAUCUAUCUGUACAUAUGUAUGUAUGUGACUAUCUGUGCCAUAGCUAUCUAUCUAUCUAUCUAUCUAUCUAUCUAUCAAAGUCUGUUCAUAUCUAUCUAUCUAUCUAUCUAUCUAUCUAUCUAUCUAUCUAUCUAUUACAGUCUCUUAAUAUCUAUCUAUUACAGUCUCUUCAUAUCUAUCUAUCUAUCACAGUCUCUCUCUGUGUGUCUAUAUGUCUGAGAAUGUUAUCUAUCUAUCUAUCUGAGUAUGUCGAUCUAUCUAUCUAUCUAUCUAUCUAUCUAUCUAUCUAUCUAUCUCAGUCUGUUUAUCUAUCUAUCUAUUUAUCUAUCAAUCAUAUAUAUCUAUAUAUUUAUGCUGAUCUAUCUAUCUAUCUAUCUAUCUAUCUAUCUAUGCUGAGUAUAUCUAUCUAUCUAUCUAUCUAUCUAUCUAUGCUGAUCUAUCUGAAUCUAUCUAUCUAUCUAUCUAUCUAUCUAUCUAUCUAUCUCUCUAUCUAUCUCCGUCUGUUCAUCUAUCUAUCUAUGCUGAUCUAUCUAUCUAUCUAUCUAUCUAUCUAUCUAUCUAUCUAUCUCCGUCUGUUCAUCUAUCUAUCUAUGCUGAUCUAUCUAUCUAUCUAUCUAUCUAUCUAUCUAUCUAUCUAUCUAUCUCCGUCUGUUCAUCUAUCUAUCUAUCUAUCUAUCUAUCUAUCUAUCUAUCUAUCUAUCUAUCUAAGUUGGUUCAUAGCUUUCUAUCUAUCUAUCUAUCUAUAUCUAUCUAUCUAUCUAUUAUCUGUCUGUCUGACUAUCUAUCUAUCUCCGUCUGUUCAUCUAUCUAUCCUUGUUUUUAUCUAUCUAUCUAUUUCAAUAUGGCCGCUUCUAUCUCGCUAG